Synchiropus splendidus (mandarinfish) is the source of this 4641-nucleotide messenger RNA. It is a transcript of the gene prkar1ab, whose product is annotated as protein kinase, cAMP-dependent, regulatory, type I, alpha (tissue specific extinguisher 1) b. The record is from RefSeq and is a predicted model, not a curated record. Lineage: Eukaryota; Metazoa; Chordata; Actinopteri; Syngnathiformes; Callionymidae. Gene Ontology annotation, biological process: regulation of protein phosphorylation. Gene Ontology annotation, cellular component: cAMP-dependent protein kinase complex. Bases 1539 to 2681 code for a protein of 380 amino acids. Gene Ontology annotation, molecular function: cAMP-dependent protein kinase regulator activity. The transcript has 11 exons.
CACUCCCGGACCCUCGGGUUCGGGCGGAGGCUCCAUCGGGCCCGUCGAUUUCCCUUUCUUCCUGGGGAGAGGAAGUCAGAGGCUUUGGGCCCGCGUCGAUCCCAGCUGGAACCCGCGUCCCCUCCUCUGCCGCCGGACUCCAAACGCCACGCUCGCAGUCUUCAGAGAGAGGAAUGUCCGGACGGGCUGGCUGGAGCGGUACACAUUCGUAACCAACGGCUUUAUCCCGGAUAAAAAGGCGGAAGGGAGAGGAAUUAUGAUCGCAGCAAUGCCAGCCGCUCUACAGCAGCAGCGGAGCGGCGUAGUUAUUAUAGCGUUAUUAACUUCUCAUACAGAAAAACAAAAACAGCUGAUGGGUGCAUGCGUCACAGUGAGGGCGGCUCUGAUUGGCUGGUUAGAGCCUACUGUGAUCGACUGUCGCUUGUUUUAAUUGGACAAGCUGCCAAAUACUAUUCUAUGGUUGGUUAGAAAACGUGUCACUUGCAAACAGGUACAUCCGCCUGAAUUGGAAGUGAUGAUUGGGUGAAUCAACUUUCGCGAGGAUGAUUUUGUGCUUUGUUCUUCAAACGUCAUUAUAAUGGUUGGUACCACUAACUUUUGUUUUCUUGUCCAUCACCUUGAACCCAGACAUUUGAGGCCUUUGCUUCUCAAAAUACACAACAAGUAUGCGAUUGUAUAUUGUUGUCACUAAGCGCACAGACUAUCUGUCAAUACGUGCUGCAAGACUUCCACUGAAUGCCAUGUCAAUUGCAAACUCUUAUAGCCUGCCCUUUACAUGUUCUUCAUUUACACGUUGGUUGCAUGUUUCCCCUCGACUUUUUCCAGUCCUGUAAUGAUGGAUCUCAUUCAACAUUGUUUAUAGAAAUCAACUAUUACUAAUAUCAACUAUACUAAUAUUGUAUAUAAAAGUAUUUACUAAAAAUAUAUAUUUAUCGUAAAAUGUCAGAAUCUUUAACCAAUGCCUAUACCCUUCCCAGAGAAAAAGUCGUCUUCAAAAUGCCCCAGGAUGAUUUUAGACAUCUGGAAUGUGCUCCUGCUGUGUGUUUGUUUUGGGAAUAUAGGCCAAAAGCAACGCUGGGAUCCCCAGUUAUUUGCCCAAAGCAAUUAUUAUUAUGCUUUCUUUAUUGAAAGAAGAACAAGAAGACGUGGAGACCGCGGGUCAGGUUAGUUAAAUGCUGCCCAUUCGUUCCAUUGGCGGUGAGGUGGAGCAACUUGUGUGAACUUCUAUGAAUCGAUUUCCUCCUCACUUGUGAACUAUUUCUUUGACGUCACGAUUUCCGUGUGGCCCCUUUAACGUUGCCAGGGGUUACGAGCUCACAUGUCAGAACGAGGAGGAUUGACGUCAGUGACGGCUCCUGAUUGGUCCUCAGCUGUAUCCGGUGGGGCAGCGGUCCAGGGCUCGGAUCGAAGAGAGGAGGAUCUGCUAACGGUUCGCCCAGGCAAAGAUCAUCCAUCCCGAGUCACCGUCGACUGGCUCGGUGGAGUUUUACUUUUUUUUAUUUGUGAACAGGUCGUAGAAGAGGGUAGAAGUUUUCAUCAUGGCAUCUGGGAGCACGAGCAGUGAAGAGGAGCGGAGCCUGCGGGAGUGUGAGCAGUAUGUGCAGAAGCACAACAUUCAACAGCUGUUAAAGGACUGCAUCGUCCAGCUGUGCACCUCCAGGCCAGAGAGGCCUAUGGCUUUUCUUCGCGAGUACUUCGAGAGGCUGGAGAAGGAGGAAGCUAAGCAGAUUCUGAAUCAGCAAAAAGCGAGCAGUUCCCGCUCAGAUUCCCGUGAUGAGGAGGUCUCUCCACCUAUGAAUCCGGUGGUCAAGGGUCGUCGGCGGAGGGGAGCCUUCAGUGCUGAGGUCUAUACAGAGGAGGAUGCAGCCUCGUAUGUCAGAAAGGUCAUUCCCAAGGACUACAAAACGAUGGCCGCCUUGGCCAAAGCUAUUGAAAAGAACGUGCUUUUCUCUCACCUGGAUGACAAUGAGAGGAGUGACAUCUUUGACGCCAUGUUCCCAGUCACUUACAUUGCUGGAGAAACAGUUAUUUUGCAGGGUGAUGAAGGAGACAAUUUCUAUGUGAUUGACCAGGGGGAGAUGGAUGUAUAUGUAAACAAUGAAUGGGUGACCAGCAUUGGUGAGGGCGGCAGUUUUGGAGAGUUGGCACUGAUCUACGGCACCCCAAGGGCUGCAACAGUCCGGGCCAAAACCAAUGUCAAGUUGUGGGGCAUUGACAGAGACAGCUACAGAAGAAUACUGAUGGGGAGCACUUUAAGAAAAAGGAAGAUGUACGAAGAAUUCCUCCGAAAAGUGUCUAUUUUAGAAUCUCUCGACAAAUGGGAGCGCCUAACUGUGGCCGACGCUCUGGAGCCUGUCCAGUUUGAGGACGGACAGAAGAUAGUUGUUCAGGGAGAGCCUGGCGACGAGUUCUUCAUCAUCCUGGAGGGCUCUGCAGCUGUGUUGCAGCGUCGCUCUGAGAACGAGGAGUUUGUAGAAGUGGGAAGAUUAGGCCCGUCUGACUACUUUGGUGAGAUUGCGCUGCUGAUGAACCGUCCCCGUGCUGCAACGGUGGUCGCCCGUGGACCUCUGAAGUGCGUGAAGCUGGACCGGCCCCGCUUUGAGCGCGUUCUGGGUCCCUGUUCAGACAUUCUUAAACGAAACAUCCAGCAGUACAACAGCUUUGUGUCGCUGUCGGUCUGAAGCAGCCUCAUCUCUGCUCGUCCCCUCCUCUUAGACCCAGGGUCCACCAAUGCAAAUUUUUUUUUCACCACUUCUUCUGUCGGGCUUUUUUUUUAUUCUCGUCUCCUUCUAGUUCUACACAAGCACACUUUGUUUUGGUGCAGCAACCUGUCACACCGGGGUGACGGCCUGGUGUUCACCAGCGCUUCUAGCAGCUGCUCUACGCUUCCUUGUAGGCACAGUGAAAUCAUCUAACCUUUGUUGACAUGUAUUCGCUGGUUACACUUGCUUUUUGAAGUCAACACACAAGUAAGAUUGUUGAUCUGAGAAUCAUCUGGGUCUUGAACUACUAUGAUAGGACAAUCAAACUUUACAUGGCGCUUUUAGGGAAUUUGUUUCAGAAAAUGUUUUUGACUUCAUCGUCGUUGAGCAGAACCUUGAGUGUGUUGGACAAAAGACGACUGGCACACAUGUCUCUGAGUGAACUCAUGUGCUCUGUUCAGUAUUUUAUGUUAACUUGUUUGUCGGAGCAGGUUUGGAAGAUUUCUCAAUUGAAAGUGCAGUUGCAAGGCGAGUGCCAAAUGCCGGUUAUUGUCCAAGUUGCAAAGCGUGUCUCCGGCCCCCUUCACCCAAACUGAAAGUAGUCAUCUACUUAUUCACCUAUUGAGAGUAUAAGAACUGCCUUUUCUAUUUUGAGCAGAAAGGAAAGAGACUUGAAUUUCAGUAUUCAGAGUUAAAUUCAAUAAUAUGUAUAUCUACAUACACCAAAUAGCUUUGUCACUCCUCUGCUACAGUUUGUAAACAUGAUAUAAUACUGCAGUUAUUGUUAUCGCAGACUAAAUGAAGAGCUUAUUGUUUGGACUGAAGAGGAGAGUAAGAUGUCUGCUUGUCUUUUGUAAACACUUAUUUUUCCAUAAAUUCUAUUUUAGGUGUCCAGUGCCACAAAGUGAAUAAAUGCUUCUUCUUGUCAACCGACAAAAAAGUAUGUAACUGUGUAAUUGUAUAACGUCAUGGAUAUUUUUGGAAAUAAUUUGGGGUGGGGGGAUAUCGGGGUUUAAAAACAACAAGAAGAUUCAGGAAGUGUUUAUGUUGAAAGUAUCACAGGAACUCUGACUGACAGAGAAAGCAGGUAUUUAUUUAAAACUAGUGUCAUUGCUUCUGCCUACCGAAAAGAUGGCUGUCUUUUCUCCAGAGUGGCUUGUGAUAUGUUUCUCUAUGCUUAUUUGGCAUGAUUUUCUUCAGCAACCAGUGGUCCGAUAUGAAUGAAAGCGUGCUUUGAAAAUAACUGCCUGCAGCUGCGAGCAGAAGCCGGAAUUCUGUCAUUCUUUGGUUUGUUACACCUGUGCUCAACGGCUCCUUUUUGUUUUGUAUUUAAAUCCAAUUUGUGUUGACAUAUGGAUUAAAAUAUCGUCAUCAUUUUUCUAUUAUGUCUCCCAAUGAUACAAUUGUGUACUGUUAAAAUGGAGAACAUUUUAUUGUUUGGGUGGGAGGAUUGCAGAUUGCAGGGUAGUUGAGUUCCAAUGUUUUUUUUGUUUUUUUUAAUGGACGGUAGUGAUUAUGUUUUGCUACAAAUAAUCUUUUGUGUAUAAUUUUAAUAUUUUAUAGACUUUGCUGCACCUUGAGUUGAGUUUUAUGAUUUGAUUUGUUCCUGGACAAAGCGGCAGACUGACUUUUGAACAAAGUUUUGUUUUGUGAAUAGCACCAUCUUCGUUGGUUUUAGUCCAUUUAUUUUUAGCCUCACUGUAAUCGUCCCAGUUUGCCUUAGCUUAACUAUCUUGGGCUUUCAGUAGUCGUCAGUAUCUCCUGCGAGCCCGACCUUGGGUGAGUUGGUUAGAUCUGUAGCGGUCAGCGCUACAGGUCAAUAGAGGACCAUUCUUUUUUCUAUUCUGCCCUGUAUUCAGUGACCUCCUAUAUGUGCAAAAGAUGUUUAUCCUUUUGGUAUAGAUUGUUCCAGAUGGCAGUUUAAGCAAUAAAAAAAUAA